Molecule: messenger RNA, 8273 nt
Organism: Coregonus sp. 'balchen'
Lineage: Eukaryota; Metazoa; Chordata; Actinopteri; Salmoniformes; Salmonidae
Source: the annotation of a GenBank genome assembly
AGGAGGAGGAGAGCAGGGAGAGAUGACUGACACCCCGCCCAGCGAUGGCCCCUCCCAGGGGGCGGAGUUUGACAUGAUGGGCGCUCUGGACUGGCAGGACGGCAUCGCCACACUGCCCGGCAGCGACAUCAAGGUACGGUGUGUGUGUGUGAGUGAGUGAGUGAGUGUGUGUGUGGAUACUACAGACAGGUGUGUGACUAACUGGUGUCUCUCAGUUCCGUAUGACAGAGUUUGGAACUUUGGAGAUCGUGACAGAGCCAGAGGUCAAAGAGGCAGGGCUAGCCCCCCAGAACCCCGCCCAGUCGCAAAGGCCCACCCCUCCACCAGAGGCCCAAUCAGAGAGCAGCGCAGCCUCCUCUGCAGCCAAGGAAGUCCAGCCACCUGCACCUAAGGGUAAUGUAAACAUACGGUUACAUAGGGGUUAUAACAUAGUUAUGACUGUUUAUAAUACAGGUGUGUAGUAUUUAUAUCAGAGCUAUGAGUCUAUGUCAGCACUGUGUAUAUUACAUACUACAUACUGGGUGCUCUGCAGAUGGGGCCAUAGAAUCCAUUACAUUUCCCACAUUCAACGUUGAAUUCUACAAAGCUUCAAUAUUACUCUUCUCUUUCCCCCAGCUCAAGGCCCUGUGCUUCUGUCUCUAGAGGAGGGUCCCACUGUGGAGGAGCCCAGUGUGGAGGUGGGCCCCAGUGUCGAGGUAGGUCCCAGUGCGGAGGUGGGCUCCAGUGCAGAGGUGGUCCCCAGGGUUGCGAUGGCUAGCUGUAGGUCGUGUGGGGGUUCCGGACCACUGGAGAGUUUCCUCCAGGGCAAAUACUGCAGCUCCAUCUGUGUCCAGACCUCCAGUGGCAGGUAAAGACUCCCACUCUAAGAUGUUAGCUAUUCUUACUGUACUGUAUUUUAGAAAGCAUAUUGAUAGUAGUAACAGUUAAGACCGAAACAGUCAUCACAUGAGCAUAGUUCACAGAAUGACCUCUGUUCUGUGUGUGUUUAGGUCAUCUCCCGGGGAGCAGAGGGAGAGAGAGGGGGUGGAGGGGGGACUGGGGAAAAGAGUGAGGAAAAAGAGGAAGAUCUACAUGGACUCUGGUGAUGAAGAGGAAGACAACCAGGAGGAGGAAGAGGUGAUGAUAGAAAUGUCACCAACGCUGGUCCUGGAAAGCAGAGUAAUGUUGUGUGUGUGUGGCAGCUCUCCUGCUGAUGUGUCACUGUCUCGCUCUCUACAGGACAAGGUCAAGGUUGUCAAAGGGAGGAGAGCUGCUAAGCUGGCCAAGCUAGGUAUGUACUAUUAUUACAUGAGGGGAGGGAGAGAAUGGAUAGAUGAGAGGAUGGAUGGAUGGAUGAGAGGAUGGAUAAGAUGAGAGGAUGGAUAGAUGGAUAGAUAAGAGGAUGGAUAGAUAAGAGGAUGGAUAGAUGAGAGGAUGGAUAGAUGAGAGGAUGGAGGGAUGGAUAGAUGGAGGGAUGAUAGAUGAGAGGAUGGAGGGAUGAGAGGAUGGAUAGAUAAGAGGAUGGAGGGAUGGAUAGAUAGAUGGGAGGGAUGCUAGAUGAGAGGAUGAUAGAUGAGAGGAUGGAUAGAUGAGAGCAUGGAUAGAUGAGAGGAUGGAUAAGAUGAGAGGAUGGAUAGAUGAGAGGAUGGAUUUGUUGUUCAUGACAAGGGCUAGAAAGUUUGUCCAAUCAGGUAGACCAGGGGUCAUGAGUGCUGCAAUCCUGCUGGUUUUCAUGUCACUGAUUGGUGACUGUUUCGUUGUCCCACCCCCAGUGACAGCCCCACCCAAUAAGAAGCGACCCUGGAGCUGGCCCUCCUACCUGGAGGAGGAGAAGGCUAUAGCUGCCCCCCUUAAACUGUUCAAGGAGGUGUGGCACAUACACUUUAUCAUGCGCUCUCACUCUGACACACACCACAAACAGUUGUACAGACGUGUCAAAGAGUGUUAUCUGUGUGUCCUGCAGCACCAGUCGUUCCCUCAGAGCAGGAAUGCCUUCAAAGUGGGGAUGAAGUUAGAAGGACUGGACCCCUGUCACCCCUCUCUGUUCUGUGUGCUCAGUGUUGCUGAGGUAUGUGUCUGUUUAACAGGUCAGACCAAUAAAAUAUAGGGGGAAAUCUGUUUUCUAACAACUAACCCUUUGCUUUCCCUCGUUUCUUUGCGUUCCUUCCUCUCUCUCUCUCUGUCUCAGGUCCAGGGUUAUAGGAUAAGACUUCAUUUCGACGGCUAUCCAGAAUGCUAUGACUUCUGGGUAAAUGCUGACACCUGGGAUGUAAAGCCCCCGGGCUGGUGUGAGAAGAUGGGCCACAAGCUGCUGCUGCCCAAAGGUCCACACACACACAUACACACACACACACCCGACACACAUACACACACACACACCCCACACACACCUCACACAUAAAUAACACAACAACACACACACCAGACACACAUAACCACACACCACCAUACACACCCAGACACAAUACACACACUCAACACACAACACAACCACAACACACACAACACACCACAAAACACCACACAACACAACCCACCACACAUACAACACACAACACCCAACACACAACCUCACACACCAACACACACACACCCACACACAUACACACACCCACACACUACACACACACACCACCCACACACACCUCACACACCACCAACACAACCACACACCACACACCACACUACCACCCACACCCACACACACCCCCACGACCACCACACCCUACAACCCACACACCACACACCACACACCCACCACCCACACAUACCACACCCACACACCCCACCACACACCCACACACACACUACCACACACCACACCCACAUACCACCACCCACACCCACACCACCACCCCAACACACAUACACACCACACCCCCCGACCACCCACCACACCACUGCAUAUUCUACCGACUGCACAAUUGCUGCUGGACAAAACUUUAACCUUCAACCUUUUGUGUCUAGGUUGUAAGGAUGGGGAGUUCAACUGGAACAUGUAUGUGAAGAACUGCAGAGGUCAGCUGGCCCCCAAACACCUCUUCAAGAGCCUCAACACGGUGAGCCUACCUCACAGCCUGUGUGGAUCCAUUAACAGUGUGUUUGUGUUGGUGACCUUAGGUCUGUUCAAGUAAGUUUGUACAUGAACUAUGUGGGUGCUUGUGGGUGUAGUCGGUGACUCCGUCAGGGUUCCGUGCGGGUAUGAAGCUGGAGGCGGUGGAUAAGAAGAAUCCGUAUCUGAUCUGCGUAGCGUCCAUCGCGGCUGCUGUUGACAACAGACUCCUCAUACACUUUGACAACUGGGACGACACCUAUGACUACUGGUGUGAUGCCAGCAGUCCCUACAUCCACCCUGUAGGCUACUGUGAGGAGGCUGAGCUAACCCUCACCACCCCUGCUGGUGAGACACACACAAAACAUAUUUCAACGCUUUAUUUGGAUACACCAUAAAACAUUGUAUAAGGGUGUGUUGUGGUUUCCCCUCUCAGAGUAUAAGCACCCAAAGAGUUUUUCCUGGGAUAAAUACAUGGAGGAGACUGGGACACAGGCAGUCCCUGCACGUGCCUUCAAACUGGUAAGACACACAAACACACAUUCUCAAACACACGUACAGUUGACACUCAAACCUGUGACACAUGCAAAUUACAUUGUUGGUGUUGAUUGGGAUGCCUGGGGGAUUUUCACAUGGAGUUCCCCUGGGCUCUGUGCUGGGUCGUCUGACGUUCUUUAUUUAUAUCAGCUACAAAUAUGCAAAUGAAUCCAUCUGUAUCAAUCAUGAUGUUAACUCUUGAAUGUGUCCUGUAGCGUCCCUGCCAUGGGUUCCAGGCUGGAAUGAAGCUGGAAGCCGUCGAUAAGAGGAACCCCAUGCUCAUCCGUGUAACAACCAUCGCCGAGGUGGAGGACCACCGACUGAGGGUACGCUGUGUGUGAGAGUGCAGUAUGAUUAUUGUGGAGUAGUGUGUGUGUAACCCUGUCUGUCUUUCUCAGAUCCAUUUUGAUGGCUGGAGUGAGGAGUAUGACUACUGGGUGGACGCUGACUGCCCAGACCUGCACCCUGUGGGCUGGUGUCAGAAGACUAGUCAUCCCCUACAACACCCCCCCAAUGGUGAGACACACACACACUUCCAAAAAAUCGACAUGGUCAUGACUUUGCUAAAACCCACAAAUAUUUUCCAACCAGUCCCAAAGUGUAAGGUUUGCAAGAAGUGGCAUGCAGAAAAAAAUGUGUAGUUAAAAUGAUGCUGGUUCUACACAGCUGCUGUAGCUAGCUGUCGGUUUAUGGGGACAUAAACACUAUUUAGUGUAUGUCUGUGUGUGUGGUCAGGUCACUCUCUCUGAUGUUUCUGUCUCUGUGUGUAUGUGGUGUGUGUGUGGUGUGUAGUACUAGCUAAUAGUAGUAACUCUGCGGUGUGUUUCAGGCUCUACUGAUAUGCUGGUCCUCCCAGGGCAGGGCUGUCCUACCCCAGGAUGCAAUGGGGUUGGCCACAUCCGAGGACCCCGCUACGGAACCCACUACACGUCAGUAACACACACACACACACACACAAACUGUCAAAAUAGUUUUGUUAUCAAAACACGUCAUACAAUGACUUGUGAUCUGUGAGCAAGGUGAUGUGUGUUCCUGUUCUGAACUAGUAGUGUUUGUGUGUGUGUGUGUGUGUAGAGGGGUGAGCUGUCCGUACUCUGAGAUGAACCUGAACAGGGAGGGCCAGGUACCAGACCGUCUGAGUGGAGAACGACCUAUGACCCUGAGUGGGCCUCAUCACCGUGGGCGACGGCCAGACCCUCCUUCACACACCCAGACAAACACCCCCACCACGCCAGAGCAGCCCGAGCCUGCAGACCACUCCCCUCAGACCAGGUACGUGUGGAACAUGUAACAGAAGGGGUUUGGAGAGCUCUGCUUCAGUGCCUUCUUUUGUUAUCGUACUGCAAAUCAAGUCUGGAGUUGUGGAGUUGUUUCUAUGGCAACAGUUGUUUCUAUGGUAGUGUUACUAGGGGGGCCAACGGUUGUCGAGGGCGAACGAUCCGGGUGCAGCAGUCAGAGUGAGCCACCAGGGGGCUCAACCGAGCCCAGCCACGACGGAGCCAAGGCCAAGAGGUAAGGCACACACUCCUCUCUCCUACCAAACUCUGAAAUGCAUGUUGGAGCAGAGUGUUUUUUGUUGGUUUACUAAGAGAGUACAGUGCCUUCACAAAGUAUUCAUACCCCUUGACUUAUUCCACAUGUUGUUGUGUUACAGCCUGAAUUCAAAAUGGAUUAGAUUUUCUCACCCAUCUACCCACAACACCCCAUAAUGACAAAGUGAAAACAUGAUUUUAGAAAUGUUUGCUAAUUUAUUGAAAAUGAAUGCAGAAAUGUUGCAUUUACAUAAGUAUUCACACCCCUGAGUCAAUAUUUUGUAGAAGCACCUUUGGCAGCGAUUACAGUUUUUGAGUCUUUCUGGGUCUCUGAGAGAUUUCCACACCUGGAUUGUGCAACAUUUGGCCAUUAUUCUUUGCAAAAAUGUUUCAGGCUCUGUCAAAUUGGUUCUUGAUCAUUGCUAGACAACCAUUUUCAGGUCUUGCCAUAGAUUUUCAAGUAGAUUUAAGUCAAAACUGUAACUCGGCCACUCAGGAACAUUCACUGUCUUCUUGGUAAGCAACUUCAGUGUAGAUUUGGCCAUGUGUUUUAGGUUAUUGUCCUGCUGAAAGGUGAAUUUGUCUCCCAGUGUCUGGUGGAAAGCAGACUGAGCCAGGUUUUCCUCUAGGAUUUUUGCCUGUGCUUAGCUCCAUUACGUUUCUUUUUUAUCCUGAAAAAUUCCCCAGUCCUUAACGAUUACAAGCAUACCCAUAACAUGAUGCAGCCACCACUAUGCUUGAAAUAUGGAGAGUGGUACUCAGUAAUGUGUUGUAUUGGAUUUGCCCCAAACAUAACACUUUGUAUUCAGGACAUAAAGUGAAUUGCUUUGCCACAUUUUUUGCAGUACUACUUUAGUGACUUGUUGCAAACAGAAUGCAUGUUUUGGAUUAUUUUUGUAUUAUGUACAGGCUUCCUUCCUUCACUCUGUCAGUAAGGUUAGUAUUGUGGAGUAACUACAAUGUUGUUGAUCCAUCCUUCUCCUAUCACAGCCAUUAAACUCUGUAACUGUUUUAAGUCACCAUUGGCCUCAUGGUGAAAUCCCUAAGCGGUUUCCUUCCUCUCCGGCAACUGUGUUAGGAAGAACGCCUGUAUAUUUGUAGUUACUGGGUCUAUUGAUACACCAUCCAAAGUGUAAUUAAUAACUUCACCAUGCUCAAAGGGAUAUUCAAUGUCUGCUUUUUUUUUUUUUUUUACCCAUCCACCGGUAGGUGCUCUUCUUUGCGAGGCAUUGGAAAACCUCCCUGGAUUUGUGGUUGAAUCUGUGUGUGAAAUUCACUGCUCGACUGAGGGACCUUACAGAUAAUUGUAUGUGUGGGGUACAGAGAUGAGGUAGUCAUUCAAAAGUCAUGUUAAUCACAAUUAUUGCACACAGAUUGAGUCCAUCCAACUUAUUUUUGUGACUUGUUAAGCACAUUUUUACUCCUCAACUUAUUGACUCAAGACAUUUCAUACAUUUUAACAUAAUUCCACUUUGACAUUAUGGGGUAUUGUGUGUAGGCCAGUGACCAAAAAAAUCUCAUUUUAAUAAUUUUAAAUUCAGGCUGUAACACAACUAAAUGUGGAAAAAGUUGAGGGGUGUGAAUACUUUCUGAAGGCACUGUAUGUUGUAUUUCAGCAGGUCUGCUCCAGUCCCAAAGUAUCUGAAGCUGCACUUGGUCAAGCAGGAGAGUGGAGAUGGGAAAGGUAGAGGUUCUCCUCCCAGAAAUAGAGAAUGGGUGUAACGCUGUGUGGUUUAUAUAUUAUCUGUGCAUGUCUAUUGAAGAUAUGAACAGCUCAAUUCUCCUCCCUCUCCCCCAGACCCCCUGUCUCUCCAGCAGGCACUCCAUGAGUCAGUGUUCUCCCCAGGUGGCUCCUCCUCUCCCCCUCACAGGGUGGCUCUGUGCUGGGACAAACACUGCCAGCUGCUCCCUGAGGUCCUGGGCCUCACUGCUAAGAGAGUUGCAACCUGGACCGCUGACGAGGUCAGACACGCACACAUGAGGACAUAAGCAAUACAAACAUGUACAGGCACACUGUACGCAUACUAUACAAACUCACAUAUAAUAAUAAUAAUAUGCCAUUUAGCAGACGCUUUUAUCCAAAGCGACUUACAGUCAUGCGUGCAUACAUUUUUGUGUGUGGGUGGUCCCGGGGAUCGAACCCACUACCUUGGCGUUACAAGCGCCGUGCUCUACCAGCUGAGCUACAGAGGACCACAUAUUGUGCAAAACACAUACAUUACACAUACAGCCAAUACAAUAGCUUUGUGUAUCCUAUUGCGUUUUUAUUUAUUUAUGUGUGUGUGUGUGUGUGUUAAUGUUUGUUUCCCUGUUGGUCAGGUGGCCAGUUUUGUCAAAGGGCUCCCGGGCUGCAAAGAGCACGCUGCCACCUUCAGGACAGAGGUAAGAACUACCACUUCAAACUCCAACUGUGUGAAUCAGGAUAGUCACACACACUCCUCUCAUUUGCUGCUCCUGGUUGGUGUAUCCUAUGACAAUGCAACCAAGUGAAAUUAAAUUCUGCCAUUGACAUUCAAACACUCACACACACGUUCUGUGUUGGAGCUUAUUCUGUGUCUCUGUGUAUCGCUCCAGCAAAUAGACGGAGAGGCCUUCCUGCUUCUCACCCAAGCAGACAUAGUCAAGAUCCUGUCAAUCAAACUAGGCCCCGCCCUCAAGAUAUACAACGCCAUACUCAUGCUGAAGAACGCUGAUGAGGAGUGAGACGCACCCUCACGCUUCACUUCCUCCCAUACCCGACCGCUGUAUCUCAAUAGUCUAGAGAAGUUUCAUCUCCUUUCCUUGCCUCCUUACCUUAUCCCCUUUGAUCUUGUGGUCCUCUGUAGCUCAAUUGGUAGAGCAUGGCGCUUGUAACGCCAAGGUAGUGGGUUCGAUCCCCGGGACCACCCAUACGUAAAAAUGUAUGCACACAUGACUGUAAGUCGCUUUGGAUAAAAGCGUCUGCUAAAUGGCAUAUUAUUAUUAUUAUUAUUAUUAUUAUUAUCUUCAUCUGCACUGAUCAGAGCCGUAGGAUAGGUCAGAGCAACGUGAUGGAUGCCCACCAGGAAUCUGCUUUCACCUAUCCAGUUCUUGCACGUCAGUGUAGAGGAAUAGAGAGGAUACAGAGAGGAUGUACCUGCGGUGUCUGUGGGAAGAUCUCAUUUGCAUACUCCUCGCGUCCUCUCUCCUCGUCU